Bactrocera tryoni is the source of this 5258-nucleotide messenger RNA. RefSeq names its product speract receptor. Gene Ontology annotation, biological process: cGMP biosynthetic process; intracellular signal transduction; protein phosphorylation. The coding region runs from base 965 to 4732 and encodes 1255 amino acids. The transcript has 18 exons. The record is from RefSeq and is a predicted model, not a curated record. Gene Ontology annotation, cellular component: membrane. Gene Ontology annotation, molecular function: protein kinase activity; guanylate cyclase activity; ATP binding. NCBI's taxonomy places the organism in Eukaryota, Metazoa, Arthropoda, Insecta, Diptera, Tephritidae.
GCUUUGUAUGAGUGUAUAUACACAUACAUACAGACAUUCGAAGGUCCUAAAAGUGAAAUGAGCUAACACCGACACCAAAACAAAUGAAAGCCAAAUAAAUGAUGUAGUAAAGAUAAGAGUGGGGCGUCUGAAAGGAAAUUGAGUAAUUGUAAGCGACGCUACAUACACACCUACAAACAUAUUGUUUCGGGAAUUUACGAAUAUGUUCGAAGAGAAGCAGUAAAUGGACAUUAAGUAGGAGUAUUAGAGGCUAACAUAAAGAGCCAAGACCACAAAGCAAAUCACUCACUCAAGAUGGUCACAUAUGCAUUUAUCCCAGCGUCACAGCGUCACAGCGAAGCUAAAAGGAUAGCGUGAAAUUAAUAAAAUAUUAGGAAAGCGAAUAAACAAAAUGUCUCUAGAAAGCGCACAAAGCAAAAAGAACAUUCACUACUUACCAGACGCCACCGGCUGGGGGAGGCGGCUGGCCAAAUAUUAUUAAAAUAAGGUAGAAUAGUGAACGUAAAAGGAAAAUGAAAAUGAUGACAAACAACAAAAUAAAGUGGAGGAAACAACAGCAUUAAGUGCAAAAAAUGAUGAAGCGAAGAAGAGAUAAACUUGGAUCUUGUGGAUUGCAUUGGGAAAGUACUUAAAAUUAAGAGAAAUUUAAUGAAACUAAGUAAAUUAUUAUAAGAAAGUAUCGAAAUGCUGAAUUUGUUGCAGCGGAAGAUUCUUUAUCGCUCAGCAAGCAAACAACACUGCCAACAAAUCGUCUAUGUCGUGCCAAAUUUACUUAAAUUAUAAAGGCCCUUAAAGUGAGAGAAUUACUUAAGGCUUGAAAAGUUAGUGGCAGCAUUUUAAGCUCACCACACUUAAAUAUAUACUCACCACACCUGAAAGUAUAAAUUAUAUUAUAUUUUAUGAAAUACUGUCAACGCAGCAAUUUUGGAUAGUCGAAAAUUAACACAAUUGUUGUUGUCACGUAAUGAAGACAUUCCCCUGCACGUCAGCGACGCAUUUACUAUCGUUAUCGUUAUCGCGAUCAUUAUUUGUAAUUAUCCUUUUACUAUUAAUUGGUGAUUUUCAUUUGAACAUCUUGCCAUUACCAACAAAUACAAAUAUCAAACGUAACUGUAUCGGCCAAGCAGCAGCAGAGGUAUUCACUUUGGGUUAUUUAACCGGUUCACAACGAAGUCCGGGAAAUUUGGAUUAUCAGCGACCAGGCAUUACCAUCUCAGGCGCAAUUACGCUCGCCGUCUCACAGGUGAAUGCCGGCAAACUAAAGCAGCUCGGUCACUCAUUGGAAUUCAUUGUGGCGGAAACAUAUGGUGAUGAAGUGGCGAGCAUACGGCAAACGGCCUCGCUGUGGACACGACAAGUAGCUGGCUAUAUUGGACCGCAAGAGACGUGUGUACAUGAGGGACGCAUGGCGGCCGCUUUCAAUUUGCCAAUGAUUUCCUACUACUGCAUACAUCGCGACACUUCCAACAAACAGGACUUUCCCACCUUUGCACGUACGCGUCCACCCGACACACAAAUCUCCAAAUCCGUGGUAUCGCUAUUAUUAGCUUUUAACUGGACGCAGGUCUCCUUUUUGUACCUGGACGGUCCACAUAGUCCCUACCAUCCGGUCGCAGAGACCAUACAAAACAUUUUACACAACGCGGGCGUCAACAUACGCGACGUAGAAACGUGGAAUACCAUCUAUCAUCACGGCUUCAUGGCGAAUCCUUUCGAUGACUUGGUCGAGCGAACCUACAAAAAUACACGCAUUUAUCUCAUACUCGGUCAUUACUACGAGCAUGUCGGUCUGAUGGUCAGUUUGGAGCGUAAAGGCUUGUUGGCCAAAGGUGAAUACUUUGUUGUUGGCAUCGACAUCGAGCAAUAUGACCCAGCAAAUCCGGAUAAGUACCUGCGCGGUUUGCUCUUGGAGAAAAUCGACUUAAGCGCCGAAGUGGCUUUCCAAUCCUACGUGGGGAUUUUUCCAACGGCGCCAGUCUCAUUCGCUAAGUUUGCCAAAGAAGUCAACAAAUAUAUGGAGUUGCCGCCAUUCAAUUUCCCCAAUCCUUUAGGCUAUUUUGGCGGCGCAAAGCAGAUCAGCGCCGAGGCUGCGUACCUCUAUGAUGCCGUUCAUUUGUAUGCAAAUGCGCUAAUAAAAGUUUUGGAAGCAGGUGGCAAGCCGAAAAAUGGCACGGCGCUCAUUGCGGCCAUAAAAGGUUCCAAAUACCUGAGCGCCAUGGGCUAUCAUGUGUACAUCGAUGAGAAUGGUGAUGCCGCUGGCAAUUAUACAGUAUUAGCGCGUGGCUAUGCGCGCAAUAGCAGAAAUAUGACGGUUCCUGGCCUGGUGCCGGUGGGGACAUUUAGUCAGACACAAAGUGAUAAAUUACCUAGUUUUCUACAGGAUCUCAAUUUAUACGGUAAAAUCCAUUGGGUGAGCGCGAACGGGCGGCCGGCGGCGGAGCCGAAAUGUGGUUUUGCGGGCGAGAAAUGCAUCAGUUAUACGGGUGAGAUAUCGGCGAGCAUAGCCGGCGGCGCGCUGGUGCUGCUCGGGAUUAUCUCGUUGGUGUUGUAUCGCAAUUGGCGCUACGAGCAGGAGUUGGAUAGUUUGUUGUGGAAAAUUGAUUUUCGCGAAGUGCAAAUGCACGAAAGCGAGAAGGAGCAGUCUAGUCAAAAGCAAACAAGGUCUACUCAUCCGCUUAUACGCACCAGCCAAGUAAGCCUGAGCUCAAAUCCGGAUGCUGAUUUUCGUUACACGACAAUAUUUACGCCUAUCGGCCUAUAUAAAAAUCAACUAUAUGCAAUUAAGAAAGUUCGAAAGAAAUCCGUGGAUAUAACUCGGGAAAUGAAGAAGGAACUUAAAUUGCUUCGCGAUACACGUCACGACAAUAUAUGCGCCUUUAUUGGUGCCUGCACGGAUCCACCAAACAUUUGCAUCAUCACGGAGUACUGCACGAGGGGCAGCUUGAAGGAUAUAUUGGAGAAUGAGGACGUCAAGCUGGACAAUAUGUUUAUCGCUUCAAUGGUCGCCGACAUCAUACGCGGUGUCAUCUACUUACACGAAUCGCCCAUUCGCUUUCACGGUUCGUUAUGCACCUCCAACUGCCUGGUCGACUCACGCUGGGUGGUUAAACUGACCGAUUUCGGGCUGUUCGCCUUCAAGAAGGGCAUGGAGGACAAUUCAACGGAGGUGCCGAACAUGACGGUUAAAUGUACAAAGUUGCUUUAUCGCGCGCCCGAACUAUUGCGUCUCGGUGCGGCAUCGCUCGUGCAAGGCACACAAAAAGGCGACUCGUAUUCCUUCGGCAUUGUGCUCUAUGAGAUUCAUGUACGACACGGUCCAUUCGGCGAGACCGGUCUUACGCCUAUGCAAUGUCUGCAGAAAGUUCUCCAGCCGCAAGAUCAUCUAUAUCCCUAUCGUCCCUCGUUGCAACCGCUGGAAACCUCCUUCGAUUGCGUACGUGAAAUUUUGCGAGAAUGUUGGUCUGAAAGACCAGAAGAACGGCCCGACUUUAAAACGAUACGUGCCAAAUUGCGUCCACUACGUAAAGGUAUGAAACCAAAUAUUUUCGACAAUAUGAUGGCUAUGAUGGAGAAGUAUGCCAAUAACUUGGAGGCGCUUGUGGAUGAGCGCACUGAUCAACUGCAAGAAGAAAAGAAGAAGACUGACGCAUUGUUGCUAGAAAUGUUGCCACGACCCGUAGCGGAACAGUUAAAGAAAGGCAAUAAAGUAGAUCCGGAGAAUUAUGAGCAAGUGUCUAUAUAUUUCAGUGAUAUUGUGGGCUUUACGGCGAUGUCGGCGGAGAGCACGCCAUUGCAGGUGGUAGACUUUCUGAAUGAUUUAUAUACCUGCUUUGAUUCCAUCAUCGGACACUAUGAUGUCUACAAGGUCGAGACGAUUGGAGAUGCAUAUAUGGUGGUCUCAGGUCUACCGAUCCGCAAUGGCGAUCUGCACGCCGCCGAAAUCGCUUCGAUGUCCCUCCACCUGCUCAGCGCGGUCUCGGAGUUUAAAAUCCGGCAUCGACCCACCAACAAACUGCUACUACGCAUAGGCAUACACACGGGGCCGGUGUGCGCUGGUGUGGUGGGUUUGAAAAUGCCACGUUAUUGCCUCUUCGGCGAUACGGUAAACACCGCCUCACGCAUGGAAUCGAGCGGUGUGCCGCUAAAAAUACACUGUAGCCAGCAGUGUCGUGAAUUAUUGGAGAAAUUAGGUGGCUACCACUAUCAGGAGCGUGGUCUCAUAUCGAUGAAAGGUAAAGGUGAUCAACGCACCUAUUGGCUGCUCGGCGAGGAUGAGGAUGCGCGCAACAAGCGCAACUACGAGCGUUCCCAGCGACGCGGUUCACGUGCUCUCAACAAAUUCAUACAGGGCACCAUUAAGCAGAACAACCAGCAGCAGAUUACCUCUGCUGUGGUGGAUUAUGGCAUACGUUCGUCGUUGAAGAAUAAGGGUAUGCCGCGCAAUUCAAUGACACGUUCCUCCAGCCUCGAGUCGCCGAAGAAGCUGCGCUUCGCCACCGGCAGUCUGCUCGAGCAUCAUCGCUAUCAUAGCGAUGAGGCGCUCUUGGAGGUCAUCACGGACUCCUACACCGGCGUGCGUCGCUCUUCCGGCGCAUCGACGCAUUCGCGCUACGAGGAGUCGACACUGUCCUGCGGCAGCAAUGAAGAGCUCACCAGUUGGCAGCGUCAGCGUCGACCCUCAUCGUACCCCACAGCCAAUACACCCCUGCUGCUCAAUCAUGUGGAGACCUGACAGUGCGUGCCAGAGGAGUAAGUCGGUGUUGCUAUCUUAACGGCAGCGUGUGAAAAAUCAAAUACAGGAAUUUAGUAGACUAUUUUGACAAUUACUUAGUGUAUUCGAACGAAAAGUUAACAAAAAGUAGUUAAUUAUUUUAAUUUUCUCGCAAUUCACUGCAGCAAAAAUUUGCUGAAAGAAUGUAAAAUUAAUUUUAAUUAGUGAUUUUAGUACUAAUAUUUGUGUAUGUUUGUAUGCAUUGUACUUAGAAGACUAGGCUGAAAGCUAAGCAGUUUCGAAAACUAAACGCUUCCGCUGUGUCGAAUGAAUUUAAAUUAGUUUUAAAUUGUUUUUGAUAAACAUUUUAGUUUACUGAUAUAGAUGUAUGGGCUAUAGUAUAAUAUAUAAAUAAUAUAAUAUUAAUGAUGUUUUAAAUUUCAAAUAAAAGGUUACAAUAAUGUUGCAUGUUGGUGAUUGCCAAGUUCUAGUCGUUCAUUAAGUGUAAAAGUUGGAUGUAAUUAAAUUAAUGUUAAGCAAAUAAAAG